Molecule: messenger RNA, 886 nt
Organism: Dromiciops gliroides (monito del monte)
Lineage: Eukaryota; Metazoa; Chordata; Mammalia; Microbiotheria; Microbiotheriidae
Gene: ZMAT5
Product: zinc finger matrin-type 5
Exons: 6
Coding region: 261-767 (168 amino acids)
Cellular component (GO): U12-type spliceosomal complex
Molecular function (GO): zinc ion binding
Source: RefSeq, a predicted model, not a curated record
AGAGAGCACCGCGCGAGGAGUGGGCGGGACGGCGACACCAGGUAAAGGUACUGACGCGAGGGCGCGCGACGGGAGAGUUGAUAUUCCCUUCCCCUGCUCCAGUGGGCACUUGGGCUCGUCCUGGCGGGUCCUGGGCUGGAACGCGGAGCAAACCAUCGCACUGGAGGGGAGACGCGCUCCCGGAGCGUCUGGAGCGGAAGCCUGAACGCCCUCGGGGCAGGGAGGGCCUGAGCAGCCUCUCCCUGGGAUUACCCAGAACCAUGGGGAAGAGAUACUUCUGUGAUUAUUGUGACCGCUCCUUCCAAGACAAUCUCCACAACCGGAAGAAGCACCUAAAUGGCGUCCAGCAUCUCCGGGCCAAGAAGGUCUGGUACGACCUCUUCCGAGAUGCUGCAGCCAUCCUGGUGGAGGAGCAGAACAAAAGGCCUUGCAGGAAGUUUCUGGAGACAGGUCAGUGUGACUUUGAUUCCAACUGUCGCUUCUCGCACAUGACAUCGGGGGACCUGGAGCAGCUGGCAGCCCAGGUACAUGAGGAGAGACUGUCCAGAGAGCAGGACAUAGUAGAGGUGCCAGAGGGUGGCAUUGAAGACUGGCUGGAGAAGCGGGCUAAGCGACGGAGCUCUGCCCAGAGCAGCAGCAUGCUGUCAACCAAACCCGUGGUCUUCCAGUACCCACCCGGGUGGCCGCCCAUCCAGGACCUGCCGCCAUCCCUGCGGGCCCCACCUCCUGGAGGGUGGCCCCAGCAGCCCCACGUGCAGUGGGGCUGAGAAGGCGGCUCACUGUGUCGUCCCUGCCACGGAAGCUCCUCUAGACGUCUGGGGGUGGGGGUGGGGUUCAGCCUGUUCCCUAGAUUGUCAUUAAAGGUGCCACCCUGGCAAGGAAACGU